Oncorhynchus keta (chum salmon) is the source of this 1511-nucleotide messenger RNA. Its product is annotated as vacuolar protein sorting-associated protein 37B-like. The transcript has 3 exons. The record is from RefSeq and is a predicted model, not a curated record. NCBI's taxonomy places the organism in Eukaryota, Metazoa, Chordata, Actinopteri, Salmoniformes, Salmonidae. Gene Ontology annotation, cellular component: ESCRT I complex. Gene Ontology annotation, biological process: protein targeting to membrane; protein targeting to vacuole; ubiquitin-dependent protein catabolic process via the multivesicular body sorting pathway. The coding region runs from base 1 to 522 and encodes 173 amino acids.
AUGGAUUUCACCUACCAUGGUUCAGGCAACAGCUCUCUGGACAUUCUGCUGGCUCUACUGCAAGCUGAGGGAGCCAAGAUAGAAGAGGAGACUGAGAACAUGGCAGACUCGUUUCUGGAUGGAGAGCUGCCUCUGGACUGCUUUAUCGAUGACUAUCAGCGAAGGCGCCAUCUUGCUCACGUGCGCCGUGUAAAGAUUGACAAACUCCGCGAGCUGGUGCUGAAGGGUCUCACUAGACCCCAGCAGACCCCUACCCAGCCCAGUCGACCCCAGGACUUCCCCUCUACCCCCUACACCAAUGGAGCCUUCUCCCCCCAAUCUACGCAAGCUGCCCCUCCUCCCUCCCCUCAGCAGAGCGGCCUGUCAUACCAAGUCGCCCCCUAUCCCGCCAUGCCUUUCCCCAGCCAGGAUCCUCCAGGCUACCCCAGCAGCCCCUACAUUCCCCAGCCCUACCCUCAAGCCCCCCAGCAACACCCCACCUCCCCAUGCCUGCCCCCCCGAACUGGCUUCAUCAUGCAGUGAGGGGGGUCUGUCUCCAUAGAAACACCAUGGAUGAUGACCUUAUCUACCUUUGACCCAACAAUGAGUGUUGGUGACUUAACCAAUGACAGUCCCUGUCAGUAACACAGGGAAAACUCCUGACUGACAGACUCUGUCCAGUAGCUACAGCCUGGGGGUUGAUUCUCUUAGGUUUUUAUUCUAAGACUUUCUGAUUAAUCUGAAGACAUAUGAAAACUUAACUCUCUGACUGGUAUUUAUAUGCUGUGUAGAUGAGAUGUAGUUUUUGUAGACUGAAGGUGGUGUCUUCCUGUACACACACUUGAGUAUGCGUGAAGUUGUGUGUAACCCCAAAGGUCAGGACAGGUGGUGUGAUAGUUGACCCUAAAGUUCCUAUUCGUCUAAAGGGAGGAGUCCGGUAUUGUCACAACUAUAGCUAGUCCAUCAACCCUGAACAGAACUACUCAAAUUGAUUUCAAUUCAAUAUGUAUUGUAAUCUAGGUGCUUUCCUAUUCAUUGGUGGAGGUUCUUUCCAGUAGGUCGGGAGGAUGCAAGGCUAGGAAUAUACUAUGCUGUUUUACAAGGGAUGGAUUUGAAUGACCUGCCAAAGAUGUUCUCAUCUUACCUACUGACUUGGCACUUUGUUUUAGUGAUUGUUUUGUAUAAGAGGUAGUUAUACCCCACCUAACUGGAAGAUGGAUAUUGAAAAUAACCAUGCAUCCUAAAUUAAUGUUAAACUGGCUUUCUUGUGAAGCCAGUCAGUUGCCAUGUGGGGAAAAGAGAUCUACAGCUGGCUGUACAUCUACAGUUUGCUUUCCCCAUUUGUGCUCACUUCAAGGAAAACACAUGGGGGUUCAAAAAUUAGAUGGUGCAGGAAACAUUUAAAAUAUGAACUAUAGUAGUCCCUGGUACUGUACAUCUGAUCUACACUCCCUAGGAACAAACAUUCAUGUUGUAAUGCUAGACUGACAGGUUGACUUUAAUCCAAAUCAAUAAAUGUUUUAUAACCAAUA